GCAAAGAUGGCUUCAGCGGCUAUGCUGCAUGGCCCCAACAUAACGCGUCUCACAGAGGGACUGGUGUCUGUUCUGAAGGAGGAGAGACCUGAACAUUUGCCCGUUCUUCUAGCAAGCUACCGCGAGCAUGGAGUGGUCGGGAUUCAGAGCACAGGAGCGGUGGGCGGCCUGGUGGGCAUCACUAAUGUACGGCUCGGGUCCAGUAAAACCAGGUUUGAGGGCCUUUGUCUGCUGUCUGUGUUAGUGAAAGACAGUUCGAGUGAAGUGUUCCAUCAGCAUUGUCUCUCAUGGCUUCGGUCACUGCAGCAGAUCAUUCAGUCGCAGGCCCCUCUCCCCACGGUGCAGCUUGCUGUGAGUGUGUUGCAGGACUUGCUGCAGUACUCAUCCCAGCUGCCUGAGUUAGCCAGGGAGGUGGGCCUUAACUCUGUCCUGGGCAUUCUGACCUCCCUGCUUAGUCUCAAAUAUGAGUGCCACCUAGCUGCCAUGAAAGGAAUGAUUGCGUGUAUGAUCUAUUACCCACGGGCCUGUGGAUCUCUGAAGGAGAAGCUUGGGGCGUAUUUCCUAUCCAAAAUGGACUCUGAUAAUACUAAAGUACAGGAGGUGGCUUGUGAGUGUUAUGGGCGGUUGCCCUGCUUGGGUGGUGUGUUGGAGCGUGGAGGGGGUGGGCACAGGGCAGAGGGAUGGACCAGUCAAAUGCACUGCCUUCUAACAUCAGCAAAUGGCAUAUUCAGACAGUUAUACCAGGGGUCUGAAGCAGAAGGGACGGUGCAGUAUGAGGGUCUGGGUGUGGAACUGCCUUUCCCACCUCUGGAUGACUUAGACCCGCUUUUAAUCCUUCAGCUCCAUCAUCGUUUGAAGGCCAUUUGCUUGGCUCUUAAACACACCUUGAGUGUUGAUCCAGCAUCUUCAGUCCGUCUACCUGUUCAGAAUGUCCUCAAUUUGGUGUGUCGAGCAUUGGCAGUCAACACUAAGAGCAUUAGUCCAACAGGAGAGGGCUGUCUGAAGCUGCUGGUCUUACCCUCUAUCCACAUUGACACUCUAGAGCUUCUCUCUGCUCUCAUCAAAACUGUGGGUGCUGGUCUGGUUCAAUAUAGCAGUGUACUCACAAGACUUUUCUCACAGUCUUUGUCUGCAUGGACACCUCUGCCUGAGACCAGUCUGGGCCAGCAAAGAGCUUACAGUGCAGUGCGUGUGGCUGUGUACCGUACUCUUGAACUGUGGGUAAGAGUAGGUGGAGCCUCCCUGCUUCAGGGAAGUCCCUCUCACCUAGAAUUACUAUUCACUCAUCUCAUUGGUGACAUCACACCAGGGGCAGAAGCGGUCAAGCUUCGUUCAGGACCACACUCGGCUAUGACUGAUCUGGUUGGCUCUGCUGGUAAACCAGGGCCUCGACGAACAAAAGGAUUGGGAAUGAGUGACGGGAUCUUACUGCAGAAGAAGGGAGAUGUGUUAGCCAAUCAAGACACAUGUGUCGCUGCUCUGCAUUCAUUAAGACAGAUCGUUCUGACGAGUGGAACUUUGUUAAAGGAAGAUCUGCAUAAGAGGUUACAGGAUCUGGUGGUUCCUCUGUGUGUAAGGCUACAACAGCAGUCUCACUGCGCCUCGGAGGCCGCCGCUGUUAGUGGGCAGUACGGCAGCCCAACCCCUCGCAGAGAGCUCUACCGUCUCUUAUUGGCACUUGUGCUGGUGCCCUCGCCCCGCUGGCCACCCCCCCUCUCCUGUGCCGUGUCCGCCUUCAGCCACGGUCGCAGAGAUCACAACAUUAUGGUUUCAUCUUUCUGUGCUGAGUCCCUGACUAUAUGCAACACCCUUAUUCAUCCUCGCACACCCUCAAUCUCCCUCCCUAUCCCCCCUCUAACUCUCAAAACAACCCCGUCUGCUCCCGUUCUUGCUUCCGGCCAAAACCCCUCAUUAUCCAUCCCUAACCUUCUCGCUGGCCCUGCAACAGCGCCACCCUUCCCUGCCAGACAUCCCAUGGGUUUGGGGCCCGCCACCCUCCUUGGCUCUCUGGAGAACCAUCUUCCUCUGGCUCCACCUGUUCUUCCCACUUCAGCAGGUCCUAGUGCCACCCCAGGUGACCUACUGCUCUCUCCUGUCCAACCCAAUGAACUGGCAGGCCUUGGUGCCCCUGAAGGUCAGCGGCAAGUUUUCGUCCGCUACGACAAAGAAGAACCGGAUGAUGUUGAGAUCUCUCUAGAAAGUGAUUCAGAUGAUAGCGUGGUCAUCAUGCCACAAGGUAUGUUAAUGGAGAUGCAGGAUGGAGCGACUAAUGCACAGACGUUGUCUCAGCCGCCUCCACCUGGUGGGGCUUUGCCACCCUCCACCCCAUCCGUGGGUGAGGUUGGAUCAGGUGAGACCGCUCUACCAAAUGAGCUCGCCACAUCCAUUCCACACCAAAUUCUUCCAGCGAAUGCCAACAACAUCAACUCCCUCCCUGGACCUAGUCAGACCCAGCUCGUCUCUCUGGUGCCCCCUCUGAAUUCUGCAACAGCGCCACUAUCUGCAUCCCCGGCUGGUCUUGCAGAUUCUAUGACUGGUGGUCCUCAACUUCAGCAGAUGCUGAUGCAGACGUCUCCAGCUGGACAGCCACCUGCGCUUGGCUUGUCUUUACAGAUGCAGCUUCAGACCCAGAUGGCCCAGACCAGCCGUCAACUCCAACAGCAACCUGCCGCAAAUGACGUGGACCAAAACGUAAUCAACAUCAACAGCACGGAUGACGAAGACGAGGAAGAAGAAGAGAUGGAGGAGGAGGAUGAAGAAUUAGGUGAUGAGGAAGAUGAGGAGGAGGGCCUGGACGAUGAGGAGGAGGAGGAGGAGGAAGAAGGCAGCGACUUCCCAGAGGAUGAGGAGUACUAUGAGGGGGAAGAGUUUGAGGACUAUGAAGAUGAAGAAGAAGAGGAUGAGGAAGAAAGUGAGGAGAUCCAGCCGAUGGAGAGAGACGACGCCAGAGGAAUGAUAGGCCAGGAGGAGGCCGAGGUGAUAAUCGAGCCCGAGGAGCAGCAAGGGAUGGGAAUGUUCUGCAUGGAGAGAGAACAAGAAGUGGAAGGGGGGAUUGAGGAAAUGGAGGGGGUGAGGAGCGUCUACGCAGAUGACGGGAUAAAGGAGAAAGGGACGGUAGAAGAAAUCGAGAACAUCGGCGCUGUCGAGCGAAAUGAAAGUGUGAGUGACCAGCAACAAAUAGAAACUCUUUUGAUCGGUGGAGAUGAAGAGGUCCCUGAAGAGGAUACAGCAGUGGAAGCUGUUGAACCAGAAGUGAGAACAUGGGAGCAAGAAGAAGCCAGACCUGAAGAUGAAACGGAACAGGCCGGAUCAUCUCAACAGUGUCAGGAAUUGCCAGCAGAGGAAAUUCAAGUGCAAGCGCCGGAAUUACAGCCGGAAGAUAAAACCGAACAGAGUACAGCAUCCACGCCAGAACAGCCAGUGUUACAGAAUGUAGACGAAACAACUGAGAAUGAGAAUGUCGGAGGUGAGCAGGAAGAUGAAGCGGAUCCAAGAGGAACCAAGAGGAAAAUGGAAGAUCGCGAAGAGGGAGACUCAACUGAACAAGGCACCGAAAAGAAAAAGAUGGAUGAUGAGGCUAUGGCUUCCAUGCUGGCGGACUUUGUCGACUGCCCUCCAGAUGAUGAAGAUCACGGUGCUUCACAAUCACAAUCUUCACAUGAUUAGACAACUCUCUGCACACUCUCUGGUGUGUUGAAAUAAAUGUUUUUCUCACAUGUUCACAUCUGAAUCAUACUGUACCCUCAAACUAUACUUUAGCUAUUUUUUUAAUAGCUCUAAGCUGGUUUCUGUGAAUAGACCAGUUCAAGUCCAAGGAUGUCACGGUCAAAUUUACUGGUCAUUUUUCCCUUUUCUAGAUUUGCAGAACAUCGUAAACAUGGCAGCUUAUUUUACAAGUAUUGUCAACAGUACCGUCAUAAAAGUCUACAAAAAGUGCUCGUUUUUUUGUUUGAUAUAAAUCAUGUUGUUUUGUGGCCGCCUUUUUGUAAUAUCAUUUGAAUAUGUAACUGUUCAAGUAUGUUAUGGUUCACUGAUUGUUUAAAAAAUGCAAUAAAGUGGAUCACUUGUGUGGUA
Messenger RNA from Triplophysa rosa, 4074 nucleotides. It is a transcript of the gene pelp1, whose product is annotated as proline, glutamate and leucine rich protein 1. Lineage: Eukaryota; Metazoa; Chordata; Actinopteri; Cypriniformes; Nemacheilidae. Gene Ontology annotation, biological process: rRNA processing. The coding region runs from base 7 to 3666 and encodes 1219 amino acids. The record is from RefSeq and is a predicted model, not a curated record. Gene Ontology annotation, cellular component: nucleus. The transcript is spliced from 17 exons.